AUGCUUCCGAGUGAUGAUCAAGAGUUCCAACGACUCCAAAAGCAACACCGCGCUUUCGUGAUGACCGCUGGAGGCUUAACGCCUUGUCAGAACGUGGUCGAGAGUAUACUCCGUCCGUCUGGUGAAGGCGAACCCCGCUCUGUGCUUGAUCUUGGCUGUGGCUCCGGUAUCUGGGCCAUAGAGAUGGCGAAAGAGUAUCCCAACGCUUCAGUCGUGGCACUUGAUCUCGCCCCGGUACCGCUUGACCCGGAAAAAUUACCUCCGAACUGUCGGUUCGUGGUUGAGGAUAUCAACCUGGGUCUCUCACAUUACCAUGGCGAGUCUGGGUUCGACGUUAUUCACGCGCGAUGCAUUGGCAGUGGGAUAAAUAACUAUGCAGCCAUGAUGCAAGACGUCGAGGCGUGUCUCAAGCCCGGUGGCCUUGUAAUCUUUAUUGAUGGCGACAUGCGGAUUUACAUGGAAGAUGGUGUGACACCUGUUCCUAUCGGUCAAGAGGAUGAGAAUGGUGUGGAGAUUGGCGAAGGAUCUUGGUUGCACAGAAUUGCACGCGAAGUCAGAUAUGCGGCCAUUUACAAGGGCAGCGACGUGUUUGGCUUGGAAGAUUGUAUUGAUCUCGGCCUCUUUGGUCACCCACUUCUGGAGCCAUCCUCGAUCUGUAAUGCUGCACUUUAUACACCUAUUGGCCCAUGGCCUGAGUCACCUGAUGCGUUGGAGCAACAAGAACUUCGCUAUGCAGGUACCUUAUUGCAACAGGACCUUAUGCAAGUCUCUCGCGCAUGGACUCCUCUCCUCAAACUAUAUGGGAUCAACCAAGAGACUCUUGAUCGCUGGUCGGAGCGGAUCCAAAAGGAGUUACUUACAUGCAAGUUCAAGAUGCUCUGGCGUUGGAGGGUCACUUGGGGUCAGCGGAAAGUCGAAAGUCUUGGCAGGGAGUCGGCUGAUGCCCCAUCAUCUGACAAGAGAAAGAGUUCUUCUGCUUCACCCAAGUCGCCUCAUGCACAUAAUUUCUUCAGAACAUUCACAACUGCUCAAGAAGCUGCCGCAUUUCGUAAUCUUCAAGCAGAAAAAGCGACAGAGCUGCCUCUCCCACUGGUGGUCAAGUUGUAUGAAGAAGCUCAUAGUACAGUCUAG
This is a messenger RNA of Serendipita indica DSM 11827, 1131 nucleotides long. The record is from the annotation of a GenBank genome assembly. Lineage: Eukaryota; Fungi; Basidiomycota; Agaricomycetes; Sebacinales; Serendipitaceae.